AUGAACUCAUCUUCAAAGCGAGCCCUUGAAAGCCUGGAGCACUCGAAGGCCAAGUGUCUCCACCCAUUCCAGCCAUUAAUUGAAAACAGAGAGAUUGCCCCCCUGAACUUAAACCUUCCUCUGGUCCAGAAGAGCCUGCCUUCGCCAAUUCCUAGAAAUAUGUUCACUCAGGUGCUGAACACCGAUGAACCCAAGCCCACCCUCACCAAUUGGCUAAUGCCUACAGUGGAGUUUAACCCUCGUAUUUCCAACCCCAAGGACACGGACGGUGCAUCAAACACCGUGAACGUGAACUGGCCACUCCCAUACACUCGCUCUAUCGGUCCAUUCAACGAGAAUGGCUUCGCAGUGGUUACCCAGACCUGGUACGACUACAGUUCUAUAACGGACUCGGACUCGCAAUCCUCGGAAUCUCUUGGUUCGUUUUGUUUCGAUCCCCGAUCUUCCCCCGUCCCUCGAAUCUGCACCCGAGUCUAG
Molecule: messenger RNA, 477 nt
Organism: Penicillium verrucosum
Lineage: Eukaryota; Fungi; Ascomycota; Eurotiomycetes; Eurotiales; Aspergillaceae
Exons: 3
Coding region: 1-477 (158 amino acids)
Source: RefSeq, a predicted model, not a curated record